AACAUCAUUCGGAAAGUUAGCAAACACACCGUUAUGUGCGCUUCCUAGUACAAAUUCCCCAUGCCGCGCGUAUUACGGACAAAAUGUCAAAACAACACACUCCAACUUGUGACUCGGAUGGUUUUAUUUUGGUUUCUUCGAGAAAUAAAAAUUAUGUAAACCGACCAGUGAAACGAUUAACAAAUUUUGAAUCACAAUCAACCAACGGGGCUACAACAGAGGAUCACAAUAUAGACAUAAAUAUUUUUUUACGGAAACUAUCUGAGGCUGAGAGCGAUUUGGUAACAUCUGCUUUCUUCAAGGCGAAUAUCGACAGACUUCUUACACCACUUGAACGAGCGAAUAUAAAGGCAAUAAUCUGUCUAGGAAUCGGAAAACUAUCCGAAUGUGUAAUAUCUCGUUUCCAAUUAGCCUUUGUGCGCUGUUUGCAAAGAGAAUUGAAUAUUAAAGGAAAAAUCCGAUAUUACGAUCCUAUUCUCAGCCGACAAGAGGGGCAAAUACUUGAGCAGUUGGAUGGAAUAGUUUUGGAGGAAAAUCUCGAAGGAAAAUAUAUCGCGGAAGAGAAGACUUUAUUCUACUUGCCCCAUUGUCCUAAACAGAUAAGCAAUAACUUGCUUUGGCGGAACUGGAAAUUAGAAUUUCUACAAAACGUAUUUUUAAUAGGAAACAGUUUCGAGGAAAUCGUCAGUAAAAACCCUCAGAGAUUGUUGAGAAAAAAUAUUCCAUUCAUCUUAAACGUAAAAGAUCAUUGUAUAGAAAUUAAAAUUGAAAAUAAUUUCAAAUUCAAGGAAAUUUUCAACGACACUUCUCUGCACUAUUUUGACAAAGCGGCGCUCAGAGAUAAAGAUCAGCACUUUUGGGAAACUGACGAACCGCAAUAUAACGAAGAAGACAUUGAGUUCAUAACCAGAAAAUUUCAACCUGAAAAACAUGGCCACAACUAA
Molecule: messenger RNA, 944 nt
Organism: Toxorhynchites rutilus septentrionalis
Lineage: Eukaryota; Metazoa; Arthropoda; Insecta; Diptera; Culicidae
Product: SRR1-like protein
Exons: 2
Coding region: 84-944 (286 amino acids)
Biological process (GO): microtubule-based process
Cellular component (GO): nucleus; cytoplasm
Source: RefSeq, a predicted model, not a curated record